UUUUUUUUUUUUUUUUUUGUAAUUUUUGCUUCCUCUCUCUCUCUCUCUCUCUCAAAGAAUUUUUCUUGCAAAUCUUUCAAUAAAAACUGUCAAAGUUUGAAGCAGAAAUGAUUGAGACGAAAUUGAAAGCUGAAAGAUCGUACGACUCUUCGUCCAUGAAGAAGUCGUCGUCCAGAAAUUCCGAGUCGUCAAUUCACAGUCAUAUGGAGUCUCCUCAUUCGCCGCUGCGUUUCCACUCGCCGCUCCGAUCCGACGUCGGCGACCCUCCCGAAACGUCUCCUUAUGCUUCUCCGUAUGCAUCUCCUGAGAAGCUGCCUGAUAACUCCAAGUCGAUUGUUGUUGUUGAUGUUGAUAAUAAGAGUACUCAGUUCUCGCCGCUUCGGUCUCCCAAUGCUGGUUCUCGGAAGCUGCCGGAGUACGCAAACUUUCCUGGAGAUAGGUUGGCUUCGUCUAAGGUUAUGUUUAAUCGGGCGAUGAAGGAGGAGGUACCGCAGUCUGUGACCAAGGUAGGGCCGGCUGCGAGUGGAGUCGAGGAGGAUGGUGGUGGUGGUGGUGAAAGAUCGCCGAAGCAAAUACCGCCGCCGCCGAGGAGGUCGAAGGACGAUGCGUUGACGAAGGCGGCUUUAGGUUUUAGAGUGUCUGAAGUGGCGGUUUGCUUGAUUUCGUUUUCGGUUAUGGCGUCUGAUAAGACUAAGGGAUGGAGCGGCGACUCCUUCGAUCGUUACAAGGAAUACAGGUACUGCCUCACUGUUAAUAUAAUUGCAUUCGUGUAUGCGGCAUUUCAAGCGUUUGAUCUUGUCUAUACUCUAAUCAAGAAGCAACAUAUGAUACGUCAUCGCGUCCGUUCUUACUUCGACUUCUUCAUGGAUCAGGUAUUGGCAUAUCUUCUCAUAUCAUCGUCUUCCUCCGCUGCGACCCGUGUUGAUGACUGGCAAUCGAAUUGGGGAAAAGAUGAGUUCACACAGAUGGCCAGUGCAUCAAUCAGCAUGUCCUUCCUUGCCUUCGUUGCUUUUGCUGUUAGUUCGCUUAUCUCUGGUUACAACCUUUGUAGCCGUGAUCCUGCAUGAUACAAAAAUCUCACCCAAGAUUAUUGUUUUUAUUAUGUUUGUACAUAGACAUCAUAGCUAUAGCUCUGCCCUUACAAUAAACAUGAUACCCAAAUUGUAAAUUGUUGGAUUGAUAUAAAUGAAGCUUCUAUUGCUCUU
Messenger RNA from Cucurbita moschata (crookneck pumpkin), 1205 nucleotides. RefSeq names its product CASP-like protein 4A2. The record is from RefSeq and is a predicted model, not a curated record. The transcript has 3 exons. The coding region runs from base 108 to 1067 and encodes 319 amino acids. NCBI's taxonomy places the organism in Eukaryota, Viridiplantae, Streptophyta, Magnoliopsida, Cucurbitales, Cucurbitaceae.